Messenger RNA from Ascoidea rubescens DSM 1968, 3877 nucleotides. It is a transcript of the gene DOT1, whose product is annotated as histone methyltransferase DOT1. Gene Ontology annotation, biological process: regulation of transcription regulatory region DNA binding; DNA repair; DNA damage checkpoint signaling. Gene Ontology annotation, molecular function: histone H3K79 methyltransferase activity. NCBI's taxonomy places the organism in Eukaryota, Fungi, Ascomycota, Saccharomycetes, Ascoideales, Ascoideaceae. Gene Ontology annotation, cellular component: nucleus. The record is from RefSeq and is a predicted model, not a curated record. The transcript has a single exon. Bases 86 to 3673 code for a protein of 1195 amino acids.
AUUCAGUUGGCACCUUUAAAUAGUAGCUCAUUGAUCGAAUUUCUCAUCUACUUCAGAGUUUUUACAAAUCACUCUGGUUAAUGAAAUGUCUGUUGAAAUAGAAGCUGAUAUUGUCCAGCAUCCAAACAACAGUACAUCCAAUCAGCCUUUUAUUGAAAAUUUCAACAGCGAAUUCAAUAAAAUAUCUGAUUUGAUACAAUUAAAAGACACUACUGAAUUACAUGAGACUGAAGGCCAUCAAGGAAUUAUAGACACCAUUCAUCACGAUAAAAUUCUUAACGAUAACAGCAUCCAUGAAAGCAAUACAGAUCAUCAUUUUGAUAUAUCUUCUCAAAAUAACCCUAAAAAUGAAAAUGCUAACAGUAUAAGUAUAAUUAGUAAUAACAAUACCAAUAUGAACACAAAUCAAAUUAACGAUUUUGAGUCGUCUUUCAAUAAAAACAUGAAUGGCAUUGCUAACCAGCAUAAUUUUCAGUUCGAGAUAGACAGGCUAUUGAAUGACGAUAGUGAUAAUGACAACUAUAACGACAACUUUAACUACAACGAUAAUAACAAUGAUAACGAGGCCAAAAUAGCUGAGCAUCAGAAUAGCACAAAAACCGAUUAUAGCAAAAGUGAUAAAAAUCACAACCCUGAAAAUCCUAAAUCAGAUCCUUACUCAAAGUCUUUUAAUGAUAAUGAUAAUGAUAAUGAUAAUGAUAAUGAUAAUGAUAAUAAUGAUAAUAAUAUUAUUACCAGUCCAAAUACCACUAACCGAAAAUUUGAAACCAUUCAAAUAAAUAAUAAAAAAAAUAAUAUCAUGCAUAAUCUGCCAAAAGCAUUUGUUUCUAGAAACCAAUUUCAAAAUAAACUCAGUGAUUUAACUACUAAUGUGGUUGAAUUACAAAAUAAUUGUGAAGCACAAAAUAAUAAUGAUAAGUUAAAUGAUUCCUUAGUAAACAACACUGACGAUUUGGAUAAUAUCGCCAAACAAAUUACCGGUGAAAUUAAUGAGGAUUCAGAAGAAAAACUGUCAAUAUUAAAAUCUGAAAACAUUUCUUUUGACAAUACUCACAUAAAUCAACUCAGCAAAUCAGCCAGUAUUUCUUCUAAUCUAGGUGACUUGGCUGAUGAUCAAAAUUCAACUAAACCAGCAAAGAAAAGAAAAAGAAUCAGAAGAUCUGUUUUUGCCAAAAGAAAGAAACCAAAUGUAAAGCAAAUCUUAAUCAAUGCUGUUGAUAAUAACAAUACACCUCAAAUUGACGAACCAAAAAUAGAAUCUUCAAUCAUGCCAAAAAAGACAACUGAGAAAAAGAAAACAAAAAGCAUGAGAAAAGAAUUACAAGGCCUACUUGAGGGAGCAUAUCUUUUAGGUUUUAUAAAUAAAGAUAACAUCAAUAGGUCGUUUAUAAGAGGAGAAGUUGAUAAAAAGAAACCAGAAAGGUACGUUGAUAAGGAUGCUGGACCCAUUAAACCAAAGAGAACGCAGACAACAUCCAAAACUGAAUCGACUGUUUCUUCUACUUCAACUGAUAAAAAAAUAAAAAAAGCUGCACCAAAAGUAAUUACAAAGGCAAAAAAUCCAUCACUUAAAGCUUUGGAAAAUAAAAUCGACACUAAAAGUGCAUCUAAACAUAGUCUGAAACCAGGACCCAAGCCAGGGUCUAAAGCAGGUUCUAAAUCAAUAUCAAAACAAAAUAAAAAAGGAUUUUUAACAACACUCGAAAAUCAAGAAACUAAAUUUAACAAUAAGCCUGGACCUAAGCUGGGAUCUAAAUUAAAACUGAGUUCCGAAGCUAACCUCAAAAUCAAGAAUAAUAUUACUUUAAAAGCCAAAACUAUUUACAAUGGUUUCAGCAAACAUUAUGAAAGUGAAUCUGAUGACGAAAUACAGGAAUACCAACUGGAAGAAUCAGGGAACUUCGAAAUGACUGAUAAAAGUGAUCAAGUUGAUGAUCUUGAUGAAGAAAUAUUAUCAAUGGCCACUUUAAAUGAGGAAAGCGGUGUAUCAAGUAAUUCAAAAUCAAAAAGGUCCUUGUUUAGCAAAUCAAAAUCGAGUGAAAGCAUUGGGUCUCAUGAUCCUAAAAAAAAGUUGAGAUCAAAACCUGGCUCUAAACCAAAAGCAAAACUUGAUGACGAAGAGAAAGUUUUUUCAUCUCAAGCUAAAGUGAAAAAUAAACCUGGCCCCAAACUAAAGAACCAAAGACUAGAAAUUCCAAACGGAAAACAAAAAAAUAGUGUGAAUAGCAAAGCUAUUAGCAGAAGCAGUUAUAAUGAUCUUUCAAAUGGUCAAUCCAUACGGUCAAGAUCGAGAACACCUUCUGAUAGUCUACUUAUAAUUGCUGCUAAUAAGAAAAGUUAUGAAUUUCCCAAGGAGUUUAAAAGUUUUUUAAUCAAUCCGAUACUCAUGAAAGAACAGCUCAAAUUAGCAGAUCGGAAGUUUUUUUCAAACGAUGCCAGUAAUUUAGAAUUUAAAGGUGAACAAUUUUUAAAUUUUAGAAAAUGUGGAAACUUUAUUUCAGAGUAUCCAAAUAGAUAUUUGUAUUAUUUUGAUUCCGAUAAAGUGGAUAAUCGGAAUAUUUCGAUGCCAUUGGAUCUCAACAACGUUCCUAAAGUCAGAUUACUAUCGCCAGUUCAUUCGAAUGUUUACGAAGAAUACUGUUUAUGUUUUCCAAAGGACGAGGAAAUAAAUCCAUUUGAUGAAAUUGGUAAAAACAUUGAGCUAUACCAGGCAGUUUAUUUUCCCAAAGAUAAGUUUCAUAAGCAAUAUGGUUAUGACUAUAACAAUGUUAGUCCGUUGCUAUAUGAAUUGUAUGAUUCGUAUUUGAAUAAGAACUUAAAAAAGUUCAGAGAUUUGAUUGAAAGUUUUAAUAAAAUGAUCGAGAGCAAUCGAAAGCAAAUUAAAAGCUAUAUAUCAAGCGGAAAUGCGCUGACAAUACCAGUGGGAUUUAUCCAUGAGGUACUAACGCAAGUAUAUCUUAGAACUAUAACUCCCAAAGUGAAAAACUUGAGACAUUACAAAGCAUUCUCAAAUAAUGUUUAUGGGGAACUAUUGCCCAGUGUUUUAUCGAAAAUGUACAACAAAGUCAAUUUAAAUAAGGAUAAAAAAUUUUUUGAUCUAGGGUCGGGAGUUGGAAAUUGUGUUUUACAGGCGUCAUUGGAAUUUGGGUGCAAAAGUUUUGGGUGUGAAAUCAUGGAAGAAGCAAGUGAGUUAACAGAUAUUCAGUUGAAAGAAUUCAAAGCGAGAUGCAAAUUUUUUGGAAUAACACAUGGGGCAAUAGAUUUUUAUCUCAGGCAAUCAUUUUUGGAUAAUAAAAAUGUUUUGGACACACUAAAAGAAUGCGAUGUGAUUUUAGUGAACAAUUAUAUUUUUGAUUUAAAGCUUAAUUCAAGCAUUGUUAAACUAUUUACCAAAGCCAAUCUAAAAAUUGGAUGCAAAAUAAUUUCGCUCAAGAAUUUAGUUCCGCCAGGAUUCACAAUUGGAAACGAAAGUAUUUUGGAGAAGAUGAAAGUUGAGAGGUUUGAAUUUGAAAGCGGAUCUGUAAGUUGGUCUAGCAGUGAUGGAUAUUAUUAUAUUGGAACCAUAACAGAUAGUAUUUUAGAAGAGUAUAUGGUGGAUCAUAGUGUUGGAAAAACCAGACUUGGUGGAAGUAGGUUUGCACCAUAUACAUCAAGUGCAGAUGAAAUGUUUUGAUUUCAUCAAAGGCAAAGGGUGUCAAAAGUUAGGAAAUAAAUUGCAUUCACUUUUUGUAUUUAUGUUUAUUAUUGAUUUUUGUUUUUGAUUCUUAUUUUCAUUUUCAUUUUGAUUCUCAUUUUUAUUCUCAUUUUUAUUCUCGAACUCAUUUUCAUUUUCAUUUUCAUUUUCAUUUUUAUUUUCAGCUUUAGUUUUAGUUUCCAG